AUGUCUUCGUGUACUUCUUCACCAUCCAGCUUGCACUCAGAAGAGUCGAGAGAUUCCACUUCAUCCGAUUUCUCAUCAACUAUCCCAGCACAAUACAAUUCCAACGCAGAAAUAGAAGACCCUCAAAAAGCCUUCAAAGGAGGUCUCACAUCACAUGGAGUUGAAGAUAUCUUAGGCGAUGGAGCUAACUACGGUGCCCCAGAGAAUAUCUUCCCAGAUUGCAAGACUGAAGUAUUAAACGUAAUCUCCAACACAUUCUCUCAAGAUUACAACUCUCGAGACUCAACUGGUUUUAGUAUCCACGAUAUUCUUGGUUUGCAUCAAUCAUAUAAUGCUGCUAACUCACAGGAAGAUAUGGAGCAGAGAUAUGAAUAUCAAAUACCGAACUACGAAAAUAUAAGCAACAGUUCACAUAACAAUUAUGGCUCAGGAACUGAAGAAGUCAAUUCCGACGAUUGUAUGAACAAAAAUGAUAACUUGUUCUUAGCUCCUAAUGUACAAAUUGAAAGCCAAGUUACGUACGACAGAAACUAUUUACCUAAUGAAGCUCUACGAUGUCACCAUACCAGCGGUUUAGACAAUGAUGUUGUUAAAGAUACUACAAGUGACAUAAAUGAAUCAAGUUUUCCGAACCAGGUAAAUAUAAGUGAACAAAAAUCUUCAUCGUUAAAUAAUCCUGCUAUAAGUGGUACGUCAUCAUUAUCAACCGGUAUGUCUUCAGAAGCUACAUCUUACCAAAAAGUAUUUACUAAACGAGCCCGCACAGCUUACACAAGUUCACAGUUAGUCGAAUUAGAGAAUGAGUUCCAUCAAAACCGCUACCUCUGCCGGCCGAGACGAAUCGAACUCGCGAAUUACCUCCAACUCUCGGAGCGUCAAAUAAAAAUAUGGUUUCAAAACAGAAGGAUGAAAUAUAAAAAAGACAACAAGCAUAACAAACCAUCUUCAUCCGUAGACGAUAACAGCCCAUCAAGUUCUAAAGAAAUGUCACCGAGCCAAGAUCACAAGUUAAGUCAUGGAAGAAGUUGCGGAGGACACGAUCGACAUAGAAGACUACUUAGCGAUAGUCAUGCGACCCAUAAAUAUGUGGCCCCAAAUGAUACAUCAAGAUCCUCAGAAUAUCCAUCUAUAAACAGUCUCAAAACUGUAAUCAAAGGUCCGCAGAGUACUAUCGAGUUGCCAUCGUAUACGCCGAACCUAUCGUAUACAUCGUACUACUGCGCAGGCGCAAGUAGGCCGGCUUACUCACCGAUGUCUGAGGUUUAUCGUUACACGAACGAUGAUUCACUGCAACCGAAUUCGAAUGCACUAUCACUACCGUCGGAUAGUUACGUGCCGAACGGAGUUAACUUGAAGUUAAGCGAAGAUAUGACAAGGUAUCCGUCUGGUUCGGCGUAUUACAAUGCGUUAACCAGCGGUGUUGCGAUGCAUCCGGGUACUACAGACGCGUAUACUUUCAAUGCACCUAUACCGACGACAGUAAACCCAACUUACGAAGAAAAUAUGCAAUCGAGAACUGCUAACGCACCGUUCUCACAGGACGCUUACUUUUCAUACUUGGCAACUUCUGAUGCUAACAGUCAAAACCCUAACACAACAAGCAACAGCAAAUUCUCAUCUUAUAUCACUUUGUAA
Molecule: messenger RNA, 1635 nt
Organism: Papilio polytes (common Mormon)
Lineage: Eukaryota; Metazoa; Arthropoda; Insecta; Lepidoptera; Papilionidae
Gene: zen
Exons: 3
Coding region: 1-1635 (544 amino acids)
Biological process (GO): regulation of transcription by RNA polymerase II
Cellular component (GO): nucleus
Molecular function (GO): DNA-binding transcription factor activity, RNA polymerase II-specific; RNA polymerase II cis-regulatory region sequence-specific DNA binding
Source: RefSeq, a predicted model, not a curated record